UUAUUUAUUUCCCUGAAGGCAGCUGCUGGUUAGCUUGUGAGCUGGAACUUGCGUGCUUAAAUCAGACCAGUCUGGCAGCUUGGAGCGACUCCGCGCUCGGACUUUGUGCGGUUCGGAUCGGAACCAAACGGAGCGGAACUCCCGCGUUACUUCCCACUUUGUUGACCCCGCAGCGGGACUUCUGGCGCCCGGGCUGACAAGUUUGUCAACAACAGGAGCUUCUGAGAAAGCAGCAUCAUGUAGCGGCGCUCCACAAGGCAGGCCCUCCGGCUCCCUGGGAUUUAACUCCACCUCUCCUCUGAUUUAAACUGGAGUCAGUUUGGAUGACAUUUCCCGACGACGACAUGCUGAUCUGAGCGAGGCGUCACCCUCUGACUCGGCCGGGAUAAAUAAAUUCUUGCAGACGAUGGAAUAGCUUGUCGUUUCCUGAGAGCUCCUGUUGUUGCGAUGGCCGCUGCCACCUCUCCAGAAAAGCAUCAGCCGCUGCUGCAGCUGCAGGAGGUAGACUCCAGCCGAGUCGGCGGUCGCAUUUUGUCUCCUGGUCUGACCCACGAAGCCUGCCAGCCCAUCUGCAUCCCGGCGCCGUACACCGACCUGGGCCACGACUUCACAACCAUCCCUUUCUACAGUCCAACAAUUUUCAGCUACGCUAGUCAGAGCAUUUCAGAGUGUCCGUCUGUCCAUCAGUCUCUGAGCGCCUCUUUAUUCUGGCCCCGGAGCGGCCAUGUUGGAGCGGCUCUGCCGCUGCACCGCUCCGCGGGCCGAGCCCAGCACGGCCAGGCCGUCCAGCACCCCUGGGAGAGCGUCCUGACCAGCAGGAGCACGAAGAAGCUGUCGCAGGAGAACGAGGACGCCGUGGUGUCUUCGGGCGGGAAGGGCGACCUUCACUACUGCGCCGUAUGUCACGACUACGCUUCGGGGUAUCACUACGGCGUGUGGUCAUGCGAGGGCUGCAAGGCCUUCUUCAAGAGGAGCAUCCAAGGUCAUAACGACUACAUCUGUCCGGCAACCAAUCAGUGCACUAUAGACAAGAACCGACGCAAGAGCUGCCAAGCGUGCCGCCUUCGCAAAUGCUACGAAGUCGGCAUGACCAAAUGUGGGAUUCGAAAGGAGCGUGGAAACUGCAGGAGCACGCUGGUGAGGCGAGUGACCCGUUUGUCCGCCCAGGGGCGAAUAAGCAGACCCAAAGUGUUGACCAGGCCGGUGGAGAUUCCGUCAAACGAGCCUCUGCAGCCCGGACUGACCCCGGAGCAGCUGAUCGAGCGGAUCGUCGAGGCGGAGCCGCCGGACAUCUACCUCAUGAAGGACAUGAAGAGGCCGCUGACGGAGGCAGACGUCAUGAUGUCACUCACCAACCUGGCCGAUAAGGAGCUGGUUCACAUGAUCGGCUGGGCCAAGAAGAUUCCAGGCUUCGUGGAGCUCUGUCUGCUGGACCAGGUCCAUCUGCUGGAGUGCUGCUGGCUGGAGGUGCUGAUGAUGGGACUGAUGUGGAGAUCCGUGGACCAUCCGGGGAAACUCAUCUUCUCCCCCGACCUCUGCCUGAGCCGGGAGGAGGGCAGCUGCGUCCAGGGCUUCGCCGAAAUCUUUGACAUGCUGAUCGCCGCCACGUCUUGAGUGAGAGAGCUCAAGCUGACGAGGGAGGAGUACGUCUGCCUCAAGGCCAUGAUCCUCCUCAACUCCAACAUGUGCCUGAGCUCCAACGAAGGCAGCGAGGAGCUGCAGAGUCGCUCCAAGCUGCUGCGCCUGCUGGACUCKGUCACCGACGCUCUGGUGUGGGCCAUCGCCAAGAGCGGCCUGACCUUCCGCCAGCAGUACACGCGCCUCGCCCACCURCUGAUGCUGCUCUCACACAUCCGCCAUGUCAGUAACAAAGGCAUGGACCACCUGCACUGCAUGAAGAUGAAGAACAUCGUGCCUUUGUACGACCUGCUGCUGGAGAUGCUGGACGCUCACAUCAUGCACAGCUCCCGCCUCCCUCGCCGGCCCGCUCAGCAGGAGUCCACGGAUCAGCCGGUGGCGGCGGCGGCGGCCGGCGGCCCCUCCAACACCUGGACUCCCAGCAGCGCUGAAGGCGGGGUCGAAGCCCAGGGUUCAGAUUAAAGCUCGGAUCCGACGACCCCUCACUGGACCGGCGCUUUUCAGGAGCAAAGACCGAGAGCUGGAGUCUCUGACCACUGGUGAAUCUUCAACACACUGUGCACUGCUGCUGGUGAGUUCUCAGAGGACAGACCGGACCUGGAAACGAGCCGUCAUUCUGACACGCAGCGUCAGGACUUUCCACUUCUGAACUGUCUGUCACUUCUACCAUCUAGGGCAUCAUAUCAGUCGUCGUGGAUCACUCAGCCUUCACUGUGACACACAGUGGUACGUUAUUUAACUCCUGUAGUUGCUUUGUCACAGCUUUUAACAGCAAAGAAAACUCGAUUAGAUUCAAGUAGCUUUUUGUUCUGAUUUUAUUUACUGAGGGAGAAAAGCUUUGCAAACCAACCUGGAUCUAUGUGGAAAAGUAAAUUCCUCCAAAUAAAUCAUGACUAAAAGUUUUUAUAUAACAAUUAUCCAAAAAUUAGUCAAAAAAUAAUCCAUAAGUUCACAAAAAAUAUAUCUAUAGUAGUGCAGGCCUCACUUAUCUUAAAGAUCAGAGUUCAUGAUUCAAAAAUUAGAAAAAAAUGGGCAAAAAUUAAUUUAAAGGCUCUUAUUAUAAAAUCAUUAAGUUUAAUAUCCAACCAUCAGUUCCAAAUAUUAUGCUUAAAAUAAAAAGCAUAAUUUUUUAGUGUGUAAAAACUACUGAUUUGCGAUAAUCGUAAGAUGGAGUAUCAAGACUCCAAAAAAAGAAMAUUUGCUGAAAGAGCAACAUAUUCAAGUAUUAAACUAUACUAAAAUAAACAUUUUGCWUAAAAGAUAAAAUAAAAAAAUGUAAACAUGUUCAAGUCAAAACUUUAAUUAAAAAUCUGCAGAGUGGCAUGUUUUUUUUUUUUUCCUUUAUCUGAUUAAUCAAAGUAAUUACUUGCGGCCCCAAUUAAGAGAGUAAAAAAACAUUGAAGAUUAUUGACUCUUUGCACCAAAUCAUUCAGGCGCCAUGAUGGACGUCGGAACUGAGGAUCGGGAACGUUGAACAGAGCGACUGAAAUGGUUUCCCAGUCAUUUUAUUGAUGGUUUAUUCUGGUUCGAGUCCAGCUAAUUUGUCUAUGAACGUAACGCACCUGGUGAGGCUCACAGGCGGCGGGAAGCUGGAAGCAGCUAACUUAGAAACCGACCCAAAACUCCUCCCUCCUGACGUGUUGAUCAAAUUACCGACUCUGCCUGAAUUCACAGCACAUGAUUUAUGUCRCCAUGUCAUGAACAUCGCUUCCCUUCACACCGGAGCGGCAUUAAAAACGUACCAAAGACGAGAUGCUAACCAGUGUUUCCAUACAUGCUAGGCUACAUGACGGUGCGGCUCCGUCUCCAUGGUUACCAACGGUUAGACACGUACCUUCUCCAUAAUGCGAUAUUUGAUAUCUGUAAUAAUAAAUACUUAGUUAUUUAUCUUUAAUUUUCGUACCUUGUAACAAGUGUUCGCUCAUUUCACYGASGGCCGCYGUCCGUCGCCGCUGCAUCAAAGUUAUAAAAUAAUAUGACACGUUUGGUUUCKGUCCGUGUCUGUUGGUGCAGCCGACCGCGCAGCACCUUCUGACCAUUUUCAAAGUGAAAUCGACUAAAUAGAAGCGAUAUUAGGYUCCAGGUGUCUGUUUUCAUACGGGCUUUAAAGGAGCGCAGUGAUCCAUCAUGGCGGAGUGGGCGGAGUCCGUGACGUCACGUUUAGAGAGUCAACUGUCGCAUAAAAUCAGGUUGGAUGUUUUGGUUACUCUAAAUAAAUAAAAUCUUUUUUUUUUCUAUUAAAUUAAAUUUAAUCUGGAACAUGAAAGUUUGACAAAUCUGCAUGGAGGCAACUACUUUUCCACAGCACUGUACAUCAAGGCUUGUMUUGUUAGAAGUAAUUACAUUUUCUGCAUAAAUGACAUAAAACCACUAGAUUUCUACAUCACUCCUCACAGCUUCUUCUUUUUCUUACUGCAGUGUAAUUUGCAAACAGAAAUGCCUUAAGCCUGUUAGAAUGUAAAAAAAAAAAAACAGAAUUUUUGUCUUUUUUUUCUUUGCUGUUAAUCCAAUAAAAAUGAAAGUAUUACGAAUCAACGAGGCAAAAACCAGGAUCUGGCAGACUGAAACGUGCACUUAUGAUAAAAAACAAAAUGCUAUUAGAGAUCCAACCAAUAAACUACCACUUUGGUGAAAUCUUCUUUUAAAUGCUGCUUUAAAAAGUUAUUUUUGUCACUUUUUGAGGUAAUUUUAUAAUGUUAAACCGUCUUUGGUCCAACCCACGUCUCCUCAGGGCCCUUCAGCUACAAAACAAAAAAAAACUUAAUGGUUUUUCCCUUUAGCCUGUUUUCCUGAACUGGAAACUUUUUUUAGAAGUAUCAUUUUAAGUAGAGUUUAUGCAAAUAAACAGUUUAAGUGUUUGAAGACAAGCAGACAUAMGAUUUUGAAGUAAAGACGGCGAUGAUGUCACUGUAACUCCUGACCUGCAGAAUAAUCUACAUCCGGUCACUUUGGGUGRUUUUUACAUGGCGGCGUUCAUGUUUAUCAAAUUCACCGUGUUCGAUGAGAUGGAGAUUUUUAUUUUUUGUUUCAAGCAGAGGUCUGUUGAAGCCGUAACUGUGAAUCUAUCCUGCUUUAGAUCUAUAACAAACCAGGAUUUUAUGCAUUUUUUUAAAUGUAACUUUAAGGUUUGGAUGAUUGUUGGGUUUUAGGAACUACAGCGUAUCAAACUACAGAUUUAUAAAUUCAGAAAACUUGCUAAGCUCAGUGGUAAAGGCCAGGAAAUGUUACAAUAUCACUUAUAAUAACAAACACAGAGUGUAAGGUCUUAAAAUAAACAAUGCUGAGCCUGGCAGCCCACCAGGCUUAUAAUACACCAGAAGAAACCCUGGAGAUGUUAAUAUAUUAUUAAAUAUGCAUUUACUUAAACAAUCUAAUAAAGUUCAAACCUAAAACAGGAMGUUUGUCUUUUAUAAGCAUCUACAAAGUUUCAUCUUUCACUUUCUCCAUUUUUAUGACUCAAUAAUUAAACUCUUCAAUGUAAAGAGGAAAAGUUUUGCUUUGAAUAUCAAAGUAACAUCAGAGCAGACGACACGUUUUGUAAACAGUAAAAAGCAAAGUAAUAGGUCUGAUUUUAUGAUUUAAUGGUUGAUAAACUCACUUAAAAUGUCUGUAUUUUGUAAUCCGUCCUAACAGAAAAUAGUCGCUGAAGUGUCCAAACCUUAAAUAAAAAUAUCUGCUGCUAACUGUUGSAAAUGAAGGUUAGGAUGUCAACAGAUCCCCAGUUUUCUCUGAAAUGUGUUUUUUUUAUGUCCAUUUGUGCCUCGUUAAAAACGUUUUAUGGAAACAAAGCACUUACAUGUAUGGAUUGAAGGAAUACAACAAAAGGGAAUAAAUAAAAUGCACAAUUAUAGAAAAAAAUCACUUUUAAAAUAACUUUUGUAACUGAAAUUGAAGCUUAAUUGCAGCUUUUUGAGCUUUAUUUGGGUUUAUUCGUCUCCACUUUGAGUUUCAGCCGUUUGAUCAAAAUGUAUUCCUUUUUGUUUUGUUCCAAAGUUGGGCGAGAUGAAGGUGAUUUCUGUGAUGUUUUGCAGCUUUGACAAUCACUAAGAUUUACGGUUGUUUGCCACAAACACGUCUCUGGCCUUUUUCUCACCUUAAAACUGUAAUAUGACUGUAGAAAAACAAAACUGUCCAUCUUUGUUCAUUUCUGGUGAAAACCUUUAGUAAUAAAUGUUCAAACCUGUAA
Messenger RNA from Poecilia reticulata (guppy), 5824 nucleotides. RefSeq names its product estrogen receptor 2a (gene esr2a). Gene Ontology annotation, cellular component: nucleus. Gene Ontology annotation, biological process: regulation of DNA-templated transcription; estrogen receptor signaling pathway; cellular response to estradiol stimulus. The record is from RefSeq and is a predicted model, not a curated record. Gene Ontology annotation, molecular function: nuclear estrogen receptor activity; sequence-specific DNA binding; steroid binding. NCBI's taxonomy places the organism in Eukaryota, Metazoa, Chordata, Actinopteri, Cyprinodontiformes, Poeciliidae.